Molecule: messenger RNA, 1969 nt
Organism: Rhinichthys klamathensis goyatoka
Lineage: Eukaryota; Metazoa; Chordata; Actinopteri; Cypriniformes; Leuciscidae
Product: gastrula zinc finger protein XlCGF7.1-like
Exons: 8
Coding region: 200-1969 (589 amino acids)
Biological process (GO): regulation of transcription by RNA polymerase II
Cellular component (GO): nucleus
Molecular function (GO): DNA-binding transcription factor activity, RNA polymerase II-specific; RNA polymerase II cis-regulatory region sequence-specific DNA binding
Source: RefSeq, a predicted model, not a curated record
AAUCUCGAGUGAUUGUAAGUGUGAUGAUCAUCUGCUAAAUGAGCAACAACGACCACAAUUCACUCCUUCAGUCAGUGAAGCUCCCACAGCCGUUCAUGAGAGUUUAAAUGCUGGGGAAUAUUCCCAUCUUCCCACAGGAGAAGAAGAAGCAAGCAGGAGGAAUUACUCCAGGAGAAACUACGGACAUACUAUUGUAAAGAUGGAGAUAAAGGAAGAACCCUGCAGAAUAAAAGAUGAAGAUACAGAGGAACAAAUAGGAGAAGAAGCAGCAAGCAGGAGGAAUUACUCCAGGAGAAACUACGGACAUACUAUUGUAAAGAUGGAGAUUAAGGAAGAACCCUGCAGAAUAAAAGAUGAAGAUACAGAGGAACAAAUAGGAGAAGAAGAAGCAAGCAGGAGGAAUUACUCCAGGAGAAACUACGGACAUACUAUUGUAAAGAUGGAGAUUAAGGAAGAACCCUGCAGAAUAAAAGAUGAAGAUACAGAGGAACAAAUAGGAGAAGAAGAAGCAAGCAGGAGGAAUUACUCCAGGAGAAACUACGGACAUACUAUUGUAAAGAUGGAGAUUAAGGAAGAACCCUGCAGAAUAAAAGAUGAAGAUACAGAGGAACAAAUAGAAGAAGCAAGCAGGAGGAAUUACUCCAGGAGAAACUACGGACAUACUAUUGUAAAGAUGGAGAUUAAGGAAGAACCCUGCAGAAUAAAAGAUGAAGAUACAGAGGAACAAAUAGGAGAAGAAGCAAGCAGGAGGAAUUACUCCAGGAGAAACUACGGACAUACUAUUGUAAAGAUGGAGAUUAAGGAAGAACCCUGCAGAAUAAAAGAUGAAGAUACAGAGGAACAAAUAGGAGAAGAAGCAAGCAGGAGGAAUUACUCCAGGAGAAACUACGGACAUACUAUUGUAAAGAUGGAGAUUAAGGAAGAACCCUGCAGAAUAAAAGAUGAAGAUACAGAGCAACAAAUAGAUGGAAAUGCAGUUGUUUCACAGACUGAAGAGAAUUUCAUACAGAAACAAGCUGGAAAAUCUGGAGUCAAAGGAUUUUUCACCUGCUCUGAGUGUGGAAUGUUUUACGUGCACAAAUCAGACCUUAAUAAACACAUGAAAUAUCACACUGGAGAAAAUCUGUUCACAUGCACUCAGUGUGGAAAGAGUUUCACACGUAAAUCAACCCUUAACAGACACAUGAGAGAACACACUGGAGAAAGGCCUUAUACAUGCUCUCAGUGUGGAAAGAGUUUCGUUCAUAAAGGACACCUUAAGAUACACAUGAGAGUUCACACUGGAGAAAAACCGUUCACAUGCUCUCAGUGUGGAAAGAGUUUCAGUCGCAAAGUUCACCUAAAUGGUCACAUGUGGAUUCACACUGGAGAAAGUCCUUAUACAUGCUCUCAGUGUGGAAAGAGUUUCAGUCAAAAAAGAAACCUAGAAGAUCACAUGUGGAUUCACACUGGAGAAAGGCCUUAUACAUGCUCUCAGUGUGGAAAGAGUUUCAGUCAAAAAAGAAACCUAGAAGAUCACAUGAGGAUUCACACUGGAGAAAAACCGUUCUCAUGCACUCAGUGUGGAAUGAGUUCCGCUUACAAAAACAUUCUCAAAGAGCAUCUGCUCUCUCACUCUGGAGGGAAGCCAUUCAGCUGUGAUCAGUGUGAGAAAACAUUUGUUUAUUUAUCUAGCUUAAAAAAACACCUUAAAGUUCACACUGGUGUGAAGCCUCACGUUUGUUCUGUAUGUGAAAAGAGUUUUUCGCGACUGGCGACUUUAAGAGUGCAUGAGAGUAUUCAUACUGGUGUAAGACCUCAUUUGUGCUCUGACUGUGGGAAGGCCUUUAUUACAUCAGGUGCAUUAAAACAACACCAAAGAAUUCACACUGGAGAGAAACCGCAGUGCUCUUCAUGUGGGAAGAGUUUCACCCAAUUAUCUACACUACAGAAACAUAAGAAAAAGCAUUGCCCGAAGGUGUCUAAGUGA